AAAAUAUAUAAAUAUAUAGAGAAUUAUAAUGAGUCAAGAAGAGGCUUGGGCUAAGUAGGAAGAAUAAAAUUAAUAAGGUUAGGAAGUGGAAUAAAGAAGAAAGAACAAAAAAAGAGUAAUUACAAAUCCAAAUUAAUUAACAGGACAUUGGAGUGAAUAAGAACACAAAACAUAUAUAGAAUUUUUAAAUAUGCAUAAAACAGUGAUGGAAUCAUAAGAUUAAAAGAAAACAAGCAAGAUUUUCAAAUUAAUGAGUGAAACAAUUGGUACUAGAAGUCCUUCUUAAUGCCGGUGAGAUUGGUUUUUUCUCUAUCUUCUAGGUCUCAUCACCAGAAGUUCAAUCCUUUUGUCCAUUCAGUCAAGAAGAGAUAGAAGGGAUUAGGUCGGAAAAGAAAGGAGAAUAGGAACUAAGAUAUAAUAGACAAGUGUUAAGAGAGUGCAUUUUUAUAGUAGUUUAUGGCUGGACCACAAUUUUAUUAAUAACCAUAAGGUUUUUAAGAUUAUCAAUUUCAAUUUCCUUAAUUUCCUUAUAUGUUUCCAAUGCCAGAUAAUAUGAGUAAGGAUGAAGAAAAAUUAUAUCAAUAAGAUCAAUAAUAAUUGUUUUAUUAAUAAUACUUGCUGGCAUAAUAAUAAAUGUAAUCGUAGAUGGAUGAGAAAAAUUUGUUUUGUUAUCUUAUGCAUCCAUAAUAAUAAGUUCAAUUAAAUUUCAAUUACUAUCCACAAUAAAUGAUAUAUCAGAUAUCUGAAGAUUAGAAUAUUAAAGAGAAUCAAUUCGAUGAAUAAUGA
This is a messenger RNA of Paramecium sonneborni, 786 nucleotides long. NCBI's taxonomy places the organism in Eukaryota, Ciliophora, Oligohymenophorea, Peniculida, Parameciidae. The record is from the annotation of a GenBank genome assembly.